Pocillopora meandrina is the source of this 2111-nucleotide messenger RNA. The record is from the annotation of a GenBank genome assembly. Lineage: Eukaryota; Metazoa; Cnidaria; Anthozoa; Scleractinia; Pocilloporidae.
AUGUCAGAGAACGCUGGAAACCAUGAUGGACACACGAGGAGUGAGUAAGUUUUCUUAAUCUUACGAGUAAAAUGUUCAUAUUUCAAAAUAUCUAACGUCGUAAAUCGACCAUACUUCUUUCCCCAAUUCCAUUCCUAAUAACGUAUCACAAUUCUCAUCGGCUUCUUGCGUAACUGAACACCGCACCAUACAACGCGUGACGCUUUCAUGAAUCAAUCUUCUACUUUCUGUCUAAACGUGAGCUUGUGAUGCCUGUGCUCAAAAGAAUUACAGACAGAGUACAAAAAUUAUGAUAUAGACCGCUUAGCUUUGUUUGAAUGGGAGGUUGUCGACGUGGCUCUCUUUUCCAAAGUGCUUGCCACUAUUGCCUGCUUAUGAAAUGAGCGCUACUUCGACAGCUUAAAAGUGCAACAAGUUGACAGAUAUUAGAAGCUUAGAUAGGUAUGAAUGUUUUCCGUGGUAAGACGAUGAAAAACGCUAACAGAACGUCCUUAAUUAAACAAGUGAAGUUAAUUAUAAUUUGUGUAGAAUAUAUGCUUAGUAGUAGUGACCACGUCAAAGGUUCGGAGACCAAAUGGCAAUAUCGAAAAACCCAUAUUUAUUAGGAAAUGUAAGAAAAGGAAAGGAGGCACUUGACACAUUGGACCUGCAAAUGAUAAAACUUGAAGAAAUUUUGUCAUCGGGAGGGUAUAUCGUGUCCUUCUGCAGGCCAUUUACCUUAUUCAAGUUUAUAGCGGUCUUUCUACCCUAAAAGCAGAUUCACCCGAGCCAACCCGCCUGGCACAAAGUUCUUCACAAGCCGAACAAUUUCGUAUUCUUAUGAUACGUUCUGUUGAAAUUUCUUUUUCACUUAGUGCGGAAGGUCAUUAUCAACAUGGACAAUUAACUUUUGUGCACGAUGCAUGUUACGAUGUAUCACCUCAAGAUUAGUUGAAUUGAACUCAAGUUUGCAGCUUGGAUAUUGUUUGUCACUGUUGACGAUUUUACAAGGGUACAGCCGCGAAUUGAAGGUCCCUGCAAAUGAUCUGUGAGGUUAUGAUAAAAAGCUGCUGAAGCGAAUCGAUAAAAAUAACGUAAGGAAAUGACUUUUUGGGGGGGAAGACGUUCUGAUAUUACCUUUAGGCCAUAGUUUUGUGUGAAAAAAGCAAAAUUGUUAACUUAUAUUAUUCUUUUUUUCUUCUUCUUCUUAUUUUUCUUCUUCUUCUUAACUAUUGGAGCGUAUGAAUUUAGGUAAUACUUAUUUUUAGCUUAAAAUAGUCCAGCCUGCAGCUCACUUGAAACAUCAAACUACCAAAUUGUCAGCGUUUCAUGAUAAUGGAUAACUUUUCGCUUCGAGAAGCGUCGACGUGUUUAGUACUGUUAACUCUUACCGGCGCUUUAUGGAAUCGUCCAUUCGUGAGAGGUGAAAAAUGCAGUCCCAAUAUACAAGGUAAGUAAUUUUAAUUACUUUUAAGCGUCGUGGUUAAAGACCAUGUAAAUAUGAGCAGAUUUUUCUUGUAUGUAUUUAAACAUUUAUGUAUGUAUGUAUUUAUUUAUGUAUGAACGUGACUGUGUAUGUAUGUAGAAAUCUAUCUAUUUUAUCUAACUAUCUAUUUACGUGUUUAUGCAUUAAUUUCCCCUGAAGAGUAAUCUAAUCACGAAACUGGCUUGUCCAGAUAAAGCAUAGUCCCUUUGUUUUUUCCAUAACAGCGUUUUUCAAAUCGGCUGUUUAUAUGAAUAGGGAUAAUCGUUUUAAUUUUAUCCCUCUCGCAGAGAAACCCGUGGUCGAAAUAUCUUCAAGUCCAGAAAACAACAGUUUCCCCAUUGGUGCCUCCAUAAACCUGACUUGCAAGGCAGAGCUAAGAGCGGAAGAUGAAUCACAUUUGGAUAGAUGGGUCAACUACAUCCGGUGGUACGAUCCACAGGGUAAUGAAAUUGGAGCUAAGUGCCAGCAACCUGAUCGAGAAAAGCGUGUCAAAAAAUACAGCUGCCAAUCACUGCUUAAAAAACUGACAGUUGACAAAUUUGCCAACUACAUUUGCAAAUCAGGCAAUGAUUACCCAAAUCACUGCACAAGGAAAUCAUUUAAUGUAAGGAUCCAAGGUAAGCAAAUCAGGCCGCAUCGCGCAUAA